This is a messenger RNA of Lachancea nothofagi CBS 11611, 876 nucleotides long. NCBI's taxonomy places the organism in Eukaryota, Fungi, Ascomycota, Saccharomycetes, Saccharomycetales, Saccharomycetaceae. The record is from the annotation of a GenBank genome assembly.
AUGAAAGCCCAAGCUUUCUUCUUCACGAUAACUUUUUGCACAGCUGUCCUCGGUUCAGAAAAUUAUGGAAGUUCCAAGGAUGCUUUUCCUUGGCAGGAAGUAGCAGCCUUGGAGUGGCGUAGCGAAUUCAACGGUGCCAGUGAUUUCCAAUCCACUUCGGCUCUACCUGCUACUGCUGUCACUCACUGGGGAUCGAAUAUACAGCGAGUAAUAAUAAGGGUAGAGAAGCAUUUGUUGGACUUGUAUACGUUUGACUCGACAAUUGGAAUUGCAGAACAAGUAUAUUCUCAUUGCCAGUCGCUGGAAAAUUUGAGUAACCAAAUCCUACAAGACCUCGCGGGUCCAGAAUGGGAACCUGCGCGACAACAAAUUGAGCAAGCGGUCAAAAAACAAAGCCAAGUUCUCAAUAGCGAGCUCAAACUACUUUCAACUGAAAAUCUGAAGUCGCAAGCAGCACUCUUAUUGAAGAAACUACAGAAACUUACCACAGAUUUUCAAGACAUUGCCCUUAUGGUUGAAAACAGAUUUUCGCCACUUGAACCCCAUUAUCGCCCAGAAUUACUGAAUAUUGCAAACCCGCUCGAUGAACUGACGGUCGGAAGACUCGUGGGAGAAGGCAUUGCCAAGAAAGUUGAGGAAAUGGUUAUUGGGGGCGAUCUUCAUGGUUCAAUUAAUGAAAUUGCUAACAUCUUCUGUGAUUUUGGCACACUUAUAACGGCCUAUGCAACGGGUCUGGCGAUAUGUACUUCCGGUGUCGCGGUGGUGCUAUGUGGAAUUUCCAUCCUCGUUUGUGGAGGAGGCACCGUAAUAUAUGUUUGUCGGCUCCUGCAACAUUUGAAAGAUAUUUACAAAGUACUGGCCUAUCCAGGAAGCUAA